AUGAUUUCAAAUAUUAAUUUCGAAAAUGCUGAAGUAACCAUAUUAAAAGUCAUACCACCCAUAGAUAAGUGUAUGGAACAAAUUAACCAAAGAGGUAGAGCCUUUGAAGUCAGUAGUUUAUCCAUGUUUCCAAAUUAA
Messenger RNA from Dictyostelium discoideum AX4, 138 nucleotides. RefSeq lists its product as hypothetical. The record is from RefSeq and is a predicted model, not a curated record. NCBI's taxonomy places the organism in Eukaryota, Evosea, Eumycetozoa, Dictyosteliales, Dictyosteliaceae. The coding region runs from base 1 to 138 and encodes 45 amino acids. The transcript has a single exon.